Plasmodium vivax (malaria parasite P. vivax) is the source of this 2302-nucleotide messenger RNA. RefSeq lists its product as hypothetical. The record is from RefSeq and is a predicted model, not a curated record. Bases 105 to 2204 code for a protein of 699 amino acids. NCBI's taxonomy places the organism in Eukaryota, Apicomplexa, Aconoidasida, Haemosporida, Plasmodiidae. The transcript has 6 exons.
AUAUAAAGAUACGCGUAGACGUACGUAUAAAUAUUUGUGUAUGCAAAUACCCCCCCCUCGAAAGUCCACUAAGUAGGCACCUUUUUUAUAGCGUCACACCGAAGAUGAGAAUCCUCCUCUUCGGAGACGAAAACUUCAGCUUCUGCAACGGCUUCCUAGCCGACCACGAUGACGACAUUGUUGAAGUUUGCAGUUGUUUAAAAGAAAAUGAAUUAAAACAGGAAAGUAAGAGUAACAUUCAGGCGCUGAGCAAGAAUGUGAUUAUCCACUACGGCAUUAACCCAGUGCAGUUAAAAUCUAAAUUCCCCCCGAACACCUUUGAUGCGUUAUAUUAUAUUUUACCCGGGUUGUCAUUUCAUGGACAUCCAGAUUUUAUCGAUCCUCAAACGGAGAUGUUUAAGUUACGUUUAAAUUUAUUUUGUUUUAGUUUUUUAAAAAGUAGUAAAAAUAUAGUCAAACCUGAUGGUUAUGUUUACUUGUUAUUCCCUGACGAGUCGUCCGCGCGGAGUGGCAAUGCGCUACCUGUGACCGAUGGAAACGUCGACGGUACGAACCCUAAUAAUGACAUUGAUAGUAACAAUCAACACAAUGACAGCAGCGAGCAUGCCGAAGGAAACAGCAACUUUAAUAGUAAUACAAACAACGCAGUGGCGGCGGAGGGACUUGGAGACCCUUCUCAUGGGAAGAAGAACGGUCUGCCCUUCCUGCCCAUAGAACCGAAAAAGUUAGCAAGAUUUUGUAACGUCUCAAGAGAGUAUAGUAAAGAUUAUAAUUUAAACCUUGCCGUGCAUGCGAAUUGGCUACCCGUCCUGUUCAACCAGCCCAUUGUCAACGAACUGCCCGAGUGGGUAAAGACGUGUAAGUACUACUGCUUCAAGAUGACCGAAUUGCCAAACAGUAAGAAUAAAAAUAGCCGAGGAGGUGGAAGCGCAGGCAAUAACAACAGCGCAGCUGCGGCCAACGUGGGCAGUGAACAGAACCGAGACGAUGACAACGAAAAUAAGGAUGACGAGGGUAGGGGUGGAAAGGGGGAAGGCAAAAAUGAUGAGGAGAAGAGGCAAGACGGGGACGGCAGCAACGAUAACAAUAGCGGUAACAGUAAUAGUAAUAAUAAUAGUGGCAAUGCCAAUGCGCAGAGCAACGAACAGGCAGAAAAUGAGCAAAGCAAAGAAAAGGAAAACGACCCCGAUGAAUACAACGUUUUGAAAAUACCCCCCCAGGUUUUCGAUUACCCAAUUGAAAAACUGGGACAUGUGAAUGAGUGCUUCUUGUUUAAGCUCUACUCAGCAAACAGCAAAAGCGUCCUGAUUUCCAGGCUCACUCUGAAGUAUGAUCCCAGAAUUUCCGGAUGGAAAGGAGACAACAAAAUUAAGAAGGACAUGCUUAACAAUAACAUGUCCAUGAACAUGGGCAGUAUGAAUAUGAACAACAUGAACAUGAACAAUAUGAACAUGAACAAUAUGAACAUGAUGAAAAAUAUGAACAGCUUAAUGAAUAUGAAUAAGUAUAAAGGAGGGAAGUACAAAAAUAAACAGCCCAAAAAUGACUUCCAACAGCAGUAUAAGAAUAAUUUGAUGCAAAAUAACAUGAAUUAUAUAUUAAAUAAAAAGGGAAAUAUGAAUCUCCCUCCACCUCCCCCAAAUAAUUUGAAUAUGCAACCAAAUAAUGUGAACAUGCCAAAUCAGAAUAUGAAUUAUAAACAGAAUAACUUCCCAUUUGUUAAUAAUUUUAAAGGCAUGCCGAACAAUUUGUCCCAAAAUGUGCAAAAUAGUAUGACCAACAUUCCCAUGAAUGUCAAUCCGAACCUCUCCAACAACAUGAUGAACCCCUACCUGAAUGGCGCCUUCAACAACAACUUCAGGAACAACAUGUACCAGCAAAACAUCCCCAUGCCUCCCCCCAUGGGCAACUUUAACAAAAAAAUGUACCAAUGCCACAACAUGAACAUAAAGAGAAAAAACGACAUGUACAACUGCGACAAUAUGGAGAAGAGCUACGACAACUACAACAUGAAGGACAACUACAAAUCAGACGAUGAUAACAAUAUGAACAACGUCAAUGCGUGUAACGAUGACUACGACCUAGAUCAAUGCGAUUAUAAUGCGGGUAACGUAAAGAAUAUGCAGAACAAAAAUGCAGAAGAUGCUGAUUAUUACUUCAUGAAACAAAGAUCAAGAGAGCCGAACCAUUAUGGUACAUACUAGAAAGUUAGCCAUUCACAAUCGAAAUGACAAGUGCAACGGGGAGAGCAGCGCGUUAGUUGCCUACCCAUUGUCGCACCGUCCACAACGCGUCACUUUUU